AUGCGAACUGGACGAUUUCCUUGGAACUCAAAUUCCGCCUCAAUCUCGGUCGAUAGUCAAGCUGAUCCGCUGCGUCAUUUAGUUGUGGAAACAUCGGCCAUUCUAAACUGGUCACAUCAUCUGCGUCCACUGUUGCGUUCCGGUUGGACUACUCUUGGUCGCACUAAAUUAUCGGCUAACUCAAUCCCUGUGCGUUCCACCAGAACGGUUUCUGUUGCCGCCCCUUUGCUACCACCGCCAGCCUCGUCUGUGGUUGUGACUCCUUCUAAGCCAGAUCACGCCUUGGGUUCUGUGUUACAUCAUGAUGGCAGUCUUUUGCCUUCUGAUGGACCCAAGACUCUGAUUGGCGUAGCAAAACUGAAUGAUUUCGCCGGUAACGAUCAGAGUGCUAGCAGUGAAGAUCAAGUUAAUCCACCUGGUUCCUUAAAGGUAGCAACAAUUGCGUCCACUCCAUUACUGCAUCCGGCUGAUGUGGAUUGGAUCAGCGUGAAUACAACCCCGGGGACGAGCUCAGUGCCAUCAAUAUCCUCGCUUCCUUUCGUUCUGUCCCGCACUGAUUCAGUCACAAAGGACAUGCCCCCACUCGGCGAUCCAAGCACCACUUCGAUGUAUGAUGAACUUGGUCAAUCGGCUGGUUCGCUAGGUAUUUAUCAGCAGCAGUCUCACCACUUGUCUGACACUGUCUUGGCGGACGAAUUCACCGAGCGUGUAAGCACGGCCAUUCGAGAUCUGGAGUGCUUAGAUGAGCGAAUUCUUACACCAUUAGAACUAACCUUAUCCGAGAUGGAGAGUCGGCUUGACAAAUUGAAUACGGAAGUGACUUUCUUGGAACAACAAAAGGCUCAUGCUUCAGUAACUCGUCUGCAACCCGGGUUAGCUCGUGGUUUACAUGAUAGGCCUGAUCCAGUUGAACCAGAAGAUGAAUACUGUGAUGAUAUCACGGAGGAUAGUAACGGCUUAACCACGGAUCAUCAAUUGGACACAGAUACCAUGAUUAUGUCACCACUAUGUUCCUCCUCUUCAUCUACAUUUUCCCUCUCUCCACAUCAAAACCCAGUAGAGGAGAGCAAAGCAAUGGUACGCGAUUUUUCACAGCAGUCAUACAAAACAUCAUUUCUCGGCCUGUCACACUCCACCGGUAACUACUCAGUUGACGAUCUCGUUUGUACCCGUGCAAAGCGCGCGGCUCGGAAACUAUAUCGAUUUGCCGUCGGUCUACGCCCAAGUAGAGCUCGGCAGCCGUCAAAUCAAUUAGGCAAUAUGGCGUUGACCGCUCGAACGAAACCCCCCGCACCGCACUUAUUUCCCUCGCGGAACCCUGUUCCUUCUUCGCGAAUGUGA
Molecule: messenger RNA, 1341 nt
Organism: Echinostoma caproni
Lineage: Eukaryota; Metazoa; Platyhelminthes; Trematoda; Plagiorchiida; Echinostomatidae
Source: the annotation of a GenBank genome assembly